Messenger RNA from Sardina pilchardus (European sardine), 4661 nucleotides. It is a transcript of the gene maco1a, whose product is annotated as macoilin 1a. The transcript is spliced from 11 exons. The coding region runs from base 161 to 2296 and encodes 711 amino acids. Gene Ontology annotation, biological process: neuronal signal transduction. Lineage: Eukaryota; Metazoa; Chordata; Actinopteri; Clupeiformes; Clupeidae. Gene Ontology annotation, cellular component: rough endoplasmic reticulum membrane. The record is from RefSeq and is a predicted model, not a curated record.
CUUCAAUAGAAUGUUUUUAUUUAUUUCUUUGUUUCUGGUACAAGAAAAACAAUAUCAGCAGUGCAUUUGGAAAGCAAUGCACAUUCGUGCAACCCAGCAAACGUAAUCAUUUAUUGGAUAUACCAACUAUAAACAGUAAGUGUAAUCGAAAAGGGGGAGAAUGAAGCGGCGCAAUGCGGACUGCAGCAAACUCCGUCGCCCGUUAAAACGGAACCGAAUCACCGAGGGUAUUCAUAGCAGUACCUUCCUUUACCUGAAAUUCUUGGUGGUGUGGGCUCUGGUACUUUUGGCUGAUUUUGUGCUGGAAUUCAGGUUUGAGUACCUGUGGCCCUUCUGGCUCUUCAUAAGGAGCGUGUAUGACUCUUUCAGGUACCAGGGACUGGCUUUCUCUGUGUUUUUCGUAUGCGUUGCAUUUACUUCAGACAUCAUAUGCCUCCUCUUCAUCCCAGUACAGUGGCUCUUCUUUGCUGCCAGCACAUAUGUCUGGGUGCAGUAUGUAUGGCACACAGAAAGAGGCGUGUGUCUGCCAACUGUAUCUCUGUGGAUACUUUUUGUCUACAUCGAAGCAGCCAUCCGGUUCAAAGACUUGAAAAACUUCCAUGUUGACCUCUGCCGUCCCUUCGCUGCCCACUGCAUCGGCUACCCGGUGGUGACGCUGGGCUUUGGCUUCAAGAGCUACGUCAGCUACAAGAUGCGCCUGCGCAAGCAGAAGGAGGUGCAGAAGGAGAACGAGUUCUACAUGCAGCUGCUGCAGCAGGCCCUGCCACCAGAGCAACAGAUGCUCCAGAGGCAGGAGAGGGAGGCCGAGGAAGCAGCGAACAAGAGCACGUCAGACGGCGACUCCACAGCAGUGUCCCAGAACGGCGCUCCCGCCUCCAAGAAGCUGCCCGCCACGCUGCCCGAGCUGGAAUACCGGGAGAAAGGCAGCAAAGACAGCGGCGGCGGUGGCAAAGACCGCGAGGCCAAGAAACAGCAGCAGCAGCAGCAGCAGCAGCAGCAUCAGCAACAGCACAGCAUAGGCAUCAACAACAACAUCCUGCACACGGUGGACUCCAAGCUCCAGGAGCUGGAGUACAUGGAGAACCACCUGAGCAGCAAGAGACUCAAUAACGAGCUGGGCGGCAGCGCCGAGAACCUGCUCGUGCGAGACGACGCCGCUGGGGCGCCGCCGAGCAACAACAACAACAACUCCUCCUCAACGUCCUCUUCCUCCUCCUCCUCCUCCUCGUCCAAUAAGAACUAUAAAAACGCCACGGCGGGGGGCGGGAGCUCGUCGCCGCGCAGCCACAGCUCCACCAACGGCAGCGUGCCCUCGUCGUCCUCGGGCUCCUCCUCGUCCAAUAAGAACGAGAAGAAGCAGAAGUGCUCGGGCGGGAAGAGCCCGGCCGCGCACAAGGACACGAUGGAGAACUGCAUCCCCAACAACCAGCUGAGUAAGCCGGAUGCACUCGUGCGGCUGGAGCAGGACAUCAAGAAGCUGAAGGCGGACCUGCAGGCCAGCCGGCAGCUGGAGCAGGACCUGCGCAGCCAGAUCAGCUCCCUGAGCAGCGCCGAGCGGAGCAUGCGCUCCGAACUGGGCCAGCUGCGCCAGGAGAACGAGCUGCUGCAGAACCGGCUCCACAACGCGGUGCAGGCCAAGCAGAAGGACAAGCAGACCAUCGUGCAGCUGGAGAAGCGCCUGAAGGCCGAGCAGGAGGCCCGCGCCGCCGCCGAGAAGCAGCUCGCCGACGAGAAGAAGAGGAAGAAGAUGGAGGAGGCCACGGCAGCACGCGCCGUCGCUCUGGCCGCAGCCUCCAGGGGUGAGUGUACGGACUCACUGCGCGGCCGUAUCCGCGAGCUGGAGUCGGAGUGCAAGAAGCUCACGCAGGACAUGAAGCUGAAGGAGGAACAGAUCCGAGACCUGGAGGUCAAGGCACAGGAGCUGCGUAAAUAUAAGGAAAACGAGAAGGAGACGGAGGUGCUGAUGUCGGCCCUGUCGGCCAUGCAGGAUAAGACCCAGCACCUGGAGAACAGCCUGAGCGCAGAGACCCGGAUCAAGCUGGACCUCUUCUCCGCUCUGGGCGACGCCAAGAGGCAGCUGGAGAUUGCGCAAGGUCAGAUCAUGCAGAAGGAGCAGGAGAUCAAGGAGCUGAAGCAGAAGAUUGCGGAGGUGAUGGCCGUCAUGCCCAGCAUCUCCUACACCAGCGAGGCCAACAGCAUGAGCCCUGUGGCGCCCCACUACUCCUCCAAGUUCAUGGACACCAGUCCCUCCAGCCUGGACCCCAACGCCUCCGUCUACCAGCCCCUCAAAAAGUGAACUCUGGCCUCCUCUCCACUCCUUCCUCCCUCCAGCAAGCCAUCCAUCCAUCCAUCCCUCCAGCUCGCCUUUCAUUCCCUGCCUCCAUUUUUUGUUUUUCCCCGUGUUUUUUUUUUUUGUUUUGUUUUUCGUUUUUCUUUUUUCUUUUCAGUUUGACAAGAUUUUGUGUAUGUAUGUGUUCCACUGGGUUUUGUGGGAUGUGGUGUGGUCUGGUGUGGUGCGGUGCGUGUGUGUGCGUGUGUGUGUGUGUGUGUGUGUGUGUGUGUGUUUGUUUGUGUUUUUUGGUUGUUUGUUUUUUCUCCCUACCCCAGUUGAGCCUUUUUGUAGUGUGACUCGUUUGCUCAUUGGCUAGAGAAUGAGGAAUAAGGAGAGUAAGGGAUAUCAUUAACCAAGACUGCCCAUUUUUGUUCCCUCAUUUUUAUACACAUAAAAUGUCUUCUCGGAAGCCGUCAAAAAAGCUGUUUGUUUUAGCACCCACGUGUUUUCAUGGGUCUUUAGAAAGACGUUCUAGAGUUAAGACGGAACAUCGUUUUGCCACUAGUUACUUUUUUAUAUGUCAAAAAAUGGUGGCAGCACAUUUACUUUGAUGUAAAUGUUACCAUCUCUUAAGUUUUCAAUGAAUGUAACUGAAAAUGGAACAAACAAAGCCGACAAAUUAUGCUUUAUGUCAUAUCCUUUGAAAGGAAACAGUUUGUGAAUUUAUUUGUCCACUUUUUUCCUGAAAUGUUGUGAUUGUUUUGGAAAAAGCACAUUUCAGUCCAGUUAUGACCAUAGCAAUGUACAUUUCCUCUUAGAAAAUACAUUUCAUCAUUGGAACUUUUUUUUUUUUUUUUUAAACACACUUGGCCAUGUGUGUUUUUUGUUACUGAACAUGGAUACUCUAAAACUAACACUUGGUCUCCGAGACCAGCCCAAGAUUUGUUUUGUAUUCUGAAACUCGCCUGGUUUCUCAAGAGAAGAGUUCAUUCAGAAGGGACGGACUGUGGCAUGGUGUACUCAUUAACUUGAUGCUGCAAAAACAUUUGGGGAAUGUUGAUCUCUUUGAAUUAAUUGCAAAAUGUUUUAUUCUUGGACCAAAAUUACAUAGGACAUAGAAUUCUUUAAGCAAUGCAAAACAACAACCGUGAAAAAAAGAGAAGAAAAAAAAACACAUUGAAUAUGAUGAUGUCUAGGUAACUGAUAUUUGCCAGUUGUCAUACUACACAGUGCCUUGAGAUCUCUUCGAACACACAUACACAUACAGUACAUAUACACACACUCUGCAAGAUACUUGUCUGACACUUCUUUACAGACUCCCAGAAUCCUUAGCAAGUCCCUUCCUACCUAACCCCCCCACACACACACACACACACACACACACACACACACACACACACACACACACACACACACACUCCAACUCAUACACACCUGACCCAAUUGUGUUGUUUCUGCUUAGCUCCUCAGUGACCCCUGUCAUGGUGUAAGGGAAAAGGUGGAUGUGGUAGUUUGAGUGGGAGUGGGGGGUUGUGUUAAGUCCAACCUGCCAAAUGCCCCCUGCAAGGACCCCACCCCUCAUCAGGCCCGCUGGCCGCCAUCGAUUUGUUUACGACAAUGUAAAAUAACUUUUUUUCUGCUGAAUGUUUUGAUUUGAAUUGUUCGUUUAGAUUUUGUUUUUGUUUUUUUUUAGUCAAAAAGUGCCAAGUUAAUGGGUGUUUGUUUCUGCGUUCAUGUUUUUGUUUCGUAUUCCUCCAUGCAUAUUUAUUUAAAAUGAUGACUAUGAUGAUAAUAAUGUAAGAUAAUACGUUGGCGAAAGCACUGGAGCGUAUUUGGUUUUCCUUCUGUGAUUGUAAGAAUGGAAAGGAAAGGGUGAGCCUUUGGUUACAUCCCCAAUCCCCACCCCUCGCCAUUUUGGAGUUAUGUUCUUUCAGUGGUUGCAUCAUGUUACAAAGAGGAGCAGCUCAUCUGCUUUUAAAUUUGUUUUUGUAAGUUUUGUUUUGUUUAGGGUUUUUCUUUUUUUUAAAUCUCCAGUGGGAUGAAGUUGUGAAAGUGCUGCAUCUAUCUUUACUGUACUUCUCUCCCAACCCUCACUCCCAAGUCCACCCGCCCAUUUCCUUUUAGCGUUGACCAUGUUGUGUGUUUUAUGGCCUACCUUGGAAAAGUAUUUCUGUGGAUUGCAAUGGCGUUGUACUGGAUUAUUGAAUUUCUUUUUGUAAAACUUUUGUGGAGAGUAAAAGUAAAAAAAAAAAAAAAGUUUUGUUUCUCUCUGUUGCUCGUCCACUUCGUUACUUUCUAGAAUUGAUCUCCGCUGCGUUUGCUCACUCUGUGGGGUUUACGAAACCAUUAAAUGAAAUCUUGCUGGGUUAUGCAAGAUGUUUGAAAUGGC